AUGCGCAGAGAGAACGAGGUCCGCCGAGGGGAGCGCCUCGAUGCUCGUGGCCGGACCGAAGAGGUCGCCUCAGUCAGCCCGCGCUCGGCCGCGAGAGGGCGGGCCGCCCCUUUGGGAUGCCAUGUGGGAGGCCUGUUUCUUCUGUGCCUUUCUAUCCUACACUAUGCUCAAGCUGAUGCAGACUGUGGACCACGGGUUGCAGCCCUCCUAGGUUCCAAGCAAGAUGUUACCUCUGCAGGUGAAUUCCCUUGGGUGGUGUCCCUGCGUGAUUUCUAUAACAAUCACAUUGCCAUGGGAUGUAUCCUGAGCCAGUACUGGAUAAUCAGUGUGGCUGCCAGUUUUCAGAACAGGAGCCAGAUUUUUGCUGUGCCGGAAGUCACAGGUCAGAAGAGCAGCAGAAGCACUCCCUUCCCUAUCAGCGCCAUCUUCCUCCCUGAAGACUUCGAUGAACUCACUCUUGCCCACAACAUUGGCCUUUUGAAGGUGGCUGACCCCCUCGAAUUCAGUGAGACCGUGCAGCCCAUCUGUUUCCCCCACGAAGACUUUCCCACCAACGCUCUGAAGAGCUGUGUGGUUGCAGGCUGGCGGAAUCCUCGUGCGGGACGUGGCUCUCUGAUGAAGCUCCCUGUGGAAGAUAUUGACCCCUGUCCUCUGAAAAGAACCAUGACUACCGAGUGUUCCAGUCACAGGGAAGGGGACGACGCAGUGGGAUGCCUGGGGGACCCGGGCAACCCUCUCAUGUGCCAAGCAACGGAAACAGGCCACUGGCUGCUGAAAGGAGUACUGACUGAGGGAGGCACCAGAUGCUACGGUCCAUUCCUCUACACCAGGCUGUCCCAUUACAGCGACUGGAUUGUAACCACCACAGCAAAAGGAGGAGCUCCCAUCUAUCCCACCCUUGGCAGGAGAGACUUUGCCGUCCGGACUCCAGCGGAGGAGCCCAGGGGAGUACUGGAACCCUUUCUAGACAGCAGAGUUCUUAAUUUCUCAAAGGCUUCAGAAGAUCAUCCUCUCAGUUCUGAUGCAGAGCCACAGGAGGGGAGUGCAGAAGAAUUUUUAGAUGGGCCAGCUAGGCCACAGGGCAAAUCUCUUCCAGUCUACUAUGAUUAUUACAGUGGUGAGCAGCUCCCCAUUUCCACAGCAAACAGAGGUCAGCCCCAUGGGCUGCUCACUGUCAGCUUCUUGCUUCAUCUCCUGACUUGCUCAAUGACUGCUUGA
Molecule: messenger RNA, 1218 nt
Organism: Eublepharis macularius
Lineage: Eukaryota; Metazoa; Chordata; Lepidosauria; Squamata; Eublepharidae
Gene: PRSS54
Product: serine protease 54
Exons: 6
Coding region: 1-1218 (405 amino acids)
Biological process (GO): proteolysis
Molecular function (GO): serine-type endopeptidase activity
Source: RefSeq, a predicted model, not a curated record